GAAUGAAUAAACUAAUAAGCAAAAGGGUGAAUAAGUAAAUAAACAAAUGGACAAAGGAAGAAAGUAACAGGUUGAGUCAAAAAUUGAUAAGGGAAAAUAAACUCGGUGAAUCGUAUUAAAGUGAAAAUUUAAUCGAGAAAGUGGUAUAAUAAAAGAAUUGAACAAAAUAAGUCAUAGUUAUAGUGCAUAAAAUACUGUGACUAAAUCGGAACGGUUUUUAGAGGAAAAUCCGCGAUCCGAACGGCAGUGACCAUGAUAAAAUUUGUGCUAGCGGCGUAUCUUUUAGGCUUCGUGCUCGCCGGAAGUCCAAGACUUCCGAGGACCUCGGCGGACCAGCGCAGCAUCAGAAACGCAAACAGCAUUAGCAGCGCAACGAGCAACAGCAUCAACGGAAGUCUUCUUCCUGCUCCUUCGCGAGGCGCUCAUCGGAACAGGGAACAGUACCUCUUCAAUGUCUUCGAAGUGAUUGUCUCGACCCUCGAAUCAAAGCUGCAAAGGAUAGAAAACCUCGACAAGGCAGUCGAACACCUCAUGAGGAGGGUCGAAGCCCUCGACUCUCGGGUGAACGACAACAUUGAUAAGACGGACGCGGUUAUCUCGAAACUGGGGACCUUAGAUCUGAAGCUAUUCCACGCUCAGACCGCUGGUUUUCCGCAGGAAGUAGUCGUCGAAUCUCGAACAGCGGAGAGCAGAAGCAAUGCCGACCACGGCGCUCCGACGAUCCGCGUCAUUCAUCACGAUGACCCGUCGCCGGAAUCCCUUGGGGAGAAGCUUUUGUCGCUUGAUCAAAAGGUUUCGGAUAUCGACGAGAAACUUGUCAUACUCAAGAACCAGCUGGACAACAAUUUCGUCCCAGCGGACGACAUAAACGCCGAAGCCAGCGAGAAGAAGCCGAUCAGCAUGAACGUUAUCGAGAUAACCAAGGCUCUGAACAACGAAGUGAUAAACCACGUCUCUGUCGAGAUCGAGAAUCUGCGGCAGGCGACCGGCAGCAUGGACCGGAAGCUUCAAUUCCACAUGAACGUUGUCUCGGACAAUCUCGGAGCUGUUUACACGAUGAUGCGUGACGUCCACGAGGCGAUCGUCGACAAAGACACGCCCGUCAACGUCACCACGACGCAGCCUCCCCCGAAGCAGAGCAAGAUCGACAGGAUCGUCGAACAAAUGCACCCGAUGCUCACGGUCUCUGAAAAGAUGGACGAAGUUUGGGACGUUGUGGUGAGCAAAGAAAAAGUUGGCACCAAGAGUUCCGUGGACGACCUCGUUCCCAAGUCGGACGAACUCUUGACGCAGACUCAGCGCCAGGAGAGAGCCAUAAGCGAAAUUCACGCGGACCUCAGGUCGAAGACUAACAAGAUAAUCGAGAACCUGGAAGGCGUCGAGAGCAGGCUCAAGAAGCAGGAGGACGACGUCGCGACUUUAGCCCAGAGACCGGUGCCGGCUGAACUUCUCCUUGACCCAACCAUCGACAGGCUUGUCGAGUACGACCCGAGCAGCUCCUCGCAUUCUAUUCACAGGUACGUCGGAAUCCCCGAAGAGCUUCCAACCGAAACGCCGAUAAACGCUUUCGUCACGACGACGGUGCCACCCGCGACGACGACGACACCUUCCUCCGUCGCACCCCCGUCCAGCAGCCAAACCAUCGUCGUAACGACCCCGACGACACCCUCCUCGAGCCAGAGACCAGCCACUCGUAACAGAGGAGUCAUUUUUCCGAGCGUCAAGAACAAGCCAAGCCCUGCCAACUCAACGUUCACAUCCGACAUCCUCGCCAACUUCAAAGACAUCAAGGGCUAUUCUUGCGUGGAUCUCCUCAAUGCUGGAAUGAGGGACAGCGGCGUUUACUACCUUCAAAUCCGAGGUACAACCUACUGGUUCCUCAAAGUCUACUGUGAACAGGAACUCGCCGAUGGAGGCUGGACGGUGAUCCAAAGACGAGAUGACUUCGGUGAUUCCAGGGAAAACUUCAACCGAGACUGGGCCGAUUAUAAAAACGGCUUCGGUGAUCCCGCAAGGGAAUUUUGGCUCGGUAACGAGAACAUUUACAUGUUGACGAACAACGAGGACUACAUGCUGCGGGUAGAGCUUGAGGAUUUCGAAGGAAACAAGAGGUACGCCCAGUACUCUCACUUCAAAAUAUACUCCGAGGGUGAAUACUACAAGCUAGAAAUCGACGGGUACGAAGGAAACGCGGGAGACUCUCUGAACGAUCCUUGGUACGGGUCGAACAACAGCCCCUUUUCAACCUAUAACAGAGACAACGACAGAUCGUCGCUGAACUGCGCCUCGAUGCUGAAGGGUGGAUGGUGGUGGAAGUCCUGCGGUCGCGGGUUGAACGGAUUGUACCUGAAUGAUCCGCAGGACCUUACAGCUCGACAAGGAAUUGUUUGGUUCCGUUGGAGAGGCUGGGACUACACCCUGAAGAAGGCGUUGAUGAUGAUCAAGCCGAAGGGGCCGAUGCCCGUAGUUUAGACGGUGAUUUGAAUCUAUAUAGCAACGCCCUUGAUAAGAUAAUUUUUGGUAAAUUAAUGUUUAGAUGAUAUUAUAAGUGGCGGUCGCCGACGUCAUGCUUAUUAUUGGAGAAAGUGUAAGUCAUGAAUCAGUAUAACUUGUG
Diprion similis is the source of this 2614-nucleotide messenger RNA. Its product is annotated as angiopoietin-2-like. NCBI's taxonomy places the organism in Eukaryota, Metazoa, Arthropoda, Insecta, Hymenoptera, Diprionidae. The transcript has 10 exons. The record is from RefSeq and is a predicted model, not a curated record. Bases 253 to 2472 code for a protein of 739 amino acids.